Molecule: messenger RNA, 3030 nt
Organism: Larimichthys crocea (large yellow croaker)
Lineage: Eukaryota; Metazoa; Chordata; Actinopteri; Sciaenidae
Gene: acbd5a
Product: acyl-CoA binding domain containing 5a
Exons: 13
Coding region: 174-1715 (513 amino acids)
Biological process (GO): fatty acid metabolic process; pexophagy
Cellular component (GO): cytoplasm; peroxisome
Molecular function (GO): fatty-acyl-CoA binding
Source: RefSeq, a predicted model, not a curated record
CACUUGUAGGAAAACAUCCCGGUUAGAGAACUCCAACUCCCAGAGUGCACCUCGGGCUCAGCUUAUAUUAUAUUGGUUCAUGGCGUCUGGUCGAGGGGUAAAGACAGGUCGCCUGCUGACAAACGGAUAGGCCGUUGACUUUAACGGUGUUGUGUUGACAGUCUCAAGACACCAUGGAGGUGGCGAGUGUUACGGUGGAGGACGAGAGGCGUCUGACCCAGCUGAGGUUCGAUGCCGCCGUCAAAGUGAUCAAGAGUUUGCCCCCGGAUGGUCCCUUUCAGCCGUCCAAUGACAUGAUGCUCAAGUUCUACAGUUACUAUAAACAAGCCACUGUGGGAGCAUGCGAUAUACCCCGACCUGGCUUCUGGGACGCCGUGGGCAAAGCAAAAUGGGAUGCGUGGAAUUCUCUUGGAAACAUGACAAAAGAAGAAGCAAUGGUGGCCUAUGUUGAUGAAAUGAAGCUGAUCCUGGAGGGUAUGCCCAUGACGGAUGAGGUGGAAGAGCUCCUGCGUGUCCUCGGCCCGUUCUACGAGCUGAUAGAGGAGAAGAAAAAGAUCUCGCAGAUCUCGGACCUGAGCACAGGCUUUGGCACAAUGUUGGGUUCAGCGCCGUCAAAGAGCGUCGCAAAGAGCAUCAUCAGAACGAUGGAAAUGAACGGCACCCUGGAGACUCGUCCUGCCAGGCUCAAAUCAAAGGAAGUGAAGGAAAUGUCGGAGGAAGAGGCACAAGAGGAAGAGGAGGAUGAGGAGGAUGAGGAGGAAGAGGAGGAGGAGGAGGAAGAAGAAGAAGAAGAAGUGAUAAGGGAGGUCGGAAAAGACAAGAAACCAGCUUCUCAGCCAAAGAAGAAAUCUUCAGCCAGGAGGCACAAAGCUCCCCUGGCGAACGGAAAAGUGGCCAAUGGGGUCACCCAUCUGACCAACGGGAGUCAUUCAAGGGUUGCCCUGAAAGACGAAGGCUCCCAGAAUGGUUCAGUAGGCGAGCCCAAUGGUCUGCUCAACGGUCACCACACAGAUCCCAGUGUCGAUGUGUCCAGCCCCAGUCACCUGGCCAGUGACUCGGACAGCGAAGUCUACUGUGAUUCUGUGGACCAGUUCGGCCAGGAAGAGAGCUCGGAGCAUAACCGCUCUCUGGACGACCUGGACGACGAGGAGAACCACGUCACGCCUCCUCUAGCGGAGCCGCAGGCAACGCAGGAGCUCCAGGAGGACGUUCACGGCACAGCGCAGGUCAUCCGGUGCGGAGGGGAGGACGGCGAGAACGGUGGAACGAUGUCGCAGAGGCAGAGACUGAAUGCAGGCGUGCCGGACAGCUCAGUCAGAAGAGGAAGAGGCUCCAAGUCUCCAGGCCCCGGCUCUGGAUCUCUGGUGCCCAUGUACGGCAGUGGAGACGGGGACAGGGACCGCUGGGGAGGAGCGGUGGCGCCCGGAGGGAGCCUGAACGAGCAGAUCGUCGUGGCGUUGGCGAGACUGCAGGAGGACAUGCAGAGCGUCCUGGAGAGGCUGCACACCCUGGAGGCUCUCACAGCGAGCCAGGCCAGAUCAAUGGCUCUGUCUCCAACUUAUCCAUCGACCGCCGUGAACAAGAGGAGUCAGAGACCAUCCUGGUGGCCUUUUGACAUUUCUCCGACCAGUCUGGCCUUCGCUGUUAUAUGGCCGUUUGUGGUACAGUGGCUCAUUCGCCUUUACCUGCAGAGGAGGAGCAGACGAAUCAACUAAACCUGCCCGAACACCCCCGGGUGUAGACGAUAAAGACGAGUCCCUAAAUGUCUUUGGUCUGGGCUGCUAAUGGCUGUAACUCCCCCCACACCUGCCUGCUUCAACAUCCAGCCGAGUAAUUUGCUUUUGCACUAUGAAGAAAGGAACGAGCGCGAGGACGGCGUCUCCUGAGUGUGUGUGGACGUGGAAUCAAAUAGAAACAUGAAUGUACAGGCUCGCGGGGAAAGCUUUUCCAAGAUACCACUGUACUUUUUUUCUCUGUAAGAAAUGUUGAGCAGGGGGGAACUGUUGUGAUGUCGGCAGCGGGUUCAUAAACCAAGUAGCUUCUCAAUAAUUUCCACAGCUUUAAGGCUUUGUUGCACAAAAAAAAUGGGCCUGACACUUUUGUUUUGAGCUUAACGUGGUUCUACAUCUUCCCCUCCCGAUUCACUUCCAUUAGUUGCCCAGGCAAUGCUGCUAUAAUAAAAAAUGUUGUAAUAACUGUAAUAGUUUAGAAGGGAGGAUUGAAUGUAUUAAUAUAUUCAUGUGAGAUUCUUUUUAAAUUCUGAGAAUAAGUUAGUAUUUAUUGCUUUUAGCAACAGUUACGAUGACGGCACGGCAGGCCAGAUUUCAGCUGUAAUAAGUGAGGUUUAUGUUUAAAGUGACUGCUACAUGUCGUGUAUAGUUUUAAACGAUGUCCAUAUCUGUCUCAGUGCUUUGGCAUUGUUUUUAUUCAAAUAUAGAAGAAGUGCCUCAACAUCAUAAGGUACAUUCAUUACUGUUAGGCGGCAUUAUGGUUUCCGACAUUCACAUAUUGUAGCAGAGCUGUUCCAACGCUGGACCAAAUAAUCAUUAAUCAUAAUACCUAGUGAGCCAUGAGGCGGUCAGCUAACGCGUCACUGUCGCUGUGUUGUUUACGCAGUCACGUUUUUUUCUAUAUUGUAUAAUUUUAACUGUGUGACGAUGUAAUGUUUGUACGAAUAUUGUGGAAAGAUUUUGUGUGAUUGAUAAGUAGUCCUGAGAUGUUUGCAACAACAGUUUGAGAUCUAUACAAAUUGUAUAAAAAUAGCUGUACAGAUCAGAUUAGAAUGCAGUAUUUUAAUUGCAUUCCCAUUUAAUUGUUAAUAUAGAAUAUAUAUAUAAAAAUAUCAUAUUUACAUAGGUUUGCAUCUGCAAUAGCACUAAUCUUUCCAGAGCCAUUAUGUUUUAAUAAACAAAUAAUAAGUUUACCUUUCUACUGAAAUGUACCAAGGCUUUCUCGCCCUCUCUGCCUGUGGAUAGAGUGGUGACUGCAUGUGAUAAUCUAAGCCUCAAAUAAAGUUUUCAUGAAGCAUUU